Zea mays is the source of this 2249-nucleotide messenger RNA. RefSeq lists its product as uncharacterized. The transcript has 5 exons. Lineage: Eukaryota; Viridiplantae; Streptophyta; Magnoliopsida; Poales; Poaceae. The coding region runs from base 175 to 2019 and encodes 614 amino acids. The record is from RefSeq and is a predicted model, not a curated record.
AUUGCCACAGCGGGGCCCGGUCACGUUCCCACCCUGCUGUGCCCGGCUCCCGUCCAAUAGAAAUACACCGACCCUGCGAGGCUGCGACGUCGCAAGUAGGACACCCUCCCCGUCGGAUUGGGAUCCUCGCCAGUCGACUGGCCGCGGAGCCCAUAGCCGGCCAAUUCCGACGCCAUGGCCGACCACGACGACGCUGCCGUCCUCUCGGACGUCGACGAGGACCUUCUCCCAUCAUCAUCCCCCUCCAUCUCUUCUGCCUCCUCCCACAAAACCCUACCGCAAGCCCAACCCCUGCCACAGUCCGAUGCCCAGGCACAACAGCAGCGGCUGCUGGCCCUGGCCGCGGAGCUCGAGGAGGAGCGCCGCCUCCGCCACGCAGCCGAGGCCUCCAUCGCGGGGGCCGAGUCCCGCGUCGCCCGCUACAAGGCCUUCGCGCAGGACGUGCUCCGCAAGAGCGACGCCCUCACCGCCGAGGCCGCGGACUCCGCGCGGUCCCUCGCCGCGCUCCAGGCCGAGGCCACCACCGCCUCCUCCAUGCUCUCCUCCGGCUUCGAGAGGAUCUCCGCCAAGGCCUCCCCUUCCGCGGCCGCCGCCCCGCUCCCCACCUCCCAGAAGUACUCCUCCGGCCUCCCGGCCCUCGCGUACGGCGUCCUCAAGCGCGCCAACGACAUCGUGGACGACCUCCUAGCCCAGAUCAACGCUGCUAACCGCGACCGCGAUCGCGCGCGCGAGCAGAUGGAACACCGCAACUACCAGAUCGCCAUCGAGGUCUCUGAGCUCGAGGCGUCGCUCGCAUCCAGGUCUGCCGAGGGCGAAUCCCUCUCCAAGUCACUCUCCCAGCGAGAAGCUGAGAUCUCCGAGCUCCGUGACAAAAUCACCUCUCUCGAGGGGAAGCUCGAUGCCCAGAGGCCCGUGCUGGCGGAGCAGAUCGAAUGCACCUCGAAGCUGUACCACGAGAUGCGGCAGGUGGUCAAGCUGGUCGAUGCUGAAGCUGCCAGUGCCCUGUCCGAUUCGGUUUUUGUCUGGAAGGAGUCUGACGUUGAGGAGAGCCUUAAGGUGUCUCUGGAAGGGACGAAAUUGGCCUAUGAGCUUGCGGCAAUGGCCCUUGAGAAGGUCGGAGCUUGUAUCAAUGACAAGGAGAGCAAGCUGAUGCGUUUGGAGGACAGGGUGGAUGAACUGAUUAAAGAGAAGGAGCACAUUAGUGUGCUGCUCCGGAGCGCGCUGCAGGCAACCACCAGUGAGGUGUUAAAGGUUGCAGAGGAUGGACUGAGGGAAGCUGGCAUUGAGAUUGGGCUUGAUGAGCGAAAGGUGCACGGGCCAGGGAAUGUGGAGAAGGACGAGGUCUAUACCCUGGCAGGGGCUCUCGAGAAUACCAUGAAGGAAUCCCAGGUCAGGAUCAUUGAGCUCCAACAUCUUGUCGAAGCACUAAGGGCAGAAUCUGGUUUACUUAGAACAAGGCUAGAAGGACAAGAAAAGGAGAUUGGUCAGCUAAGAAAGCAAAUAAAGCACGUUGAAGAGAAGGAAAGGGUGGCAAAUGAAAGUGUUGAGGGUCUUAUGAUGGAUGUGACAGCUGCUGAAGAGGAGAUUAAACGGUGGAAGAUGGCAGCAGAGGAAGAAGCUGAAGCUGGUAGAUCAAUUGAGCAAGAGUUUCAAAUUCAGAUAUCAUCCCUCCGCAAGGAAUUGGACGAAGCUAAACAAGCUAUGGUGGAGCUAGAAAACAAGCUGAAGUUCAAGGAAGAGACAGCUGCUGCUGCAAUGGCGGCGCGCGAUGCUGCGGAGAAGUCUCUAAAGCUAGCAGACAUGCGGUCGUCCAGACUACGCGAGAGGCUGGAGGAGCUUAACAGGCAGCUCGAAGAAUCAGAUAGUAGAAUAGACUCGGUAAAUCGCAAUGGCCAUAGGAGGUACAUGUGCUGGCCAUGGCAGUGGUUGGGACUGAACUACAACUACGUGCGGUUACCUCCAGUGGAGGCAGAUGAGACGUCCAAUGAGAUGGAGCUAUCUGAACCCCUAAUAAUAUAGGUGCUCCGGCCUCCACAUUUAUACAGAUCCCGCUCUUUUUCAGUAGAUAAAGGGGAACAGUAGACUUUUGUUUUUUUUGGUUUGGGUUCUUGUGUAGAUGUUUUUUUCCUAAUUUAUUGAUGCAUGUUUUGCGGAAAACUGACGGGUAAUUGUAAAAAGGUACCACUUGGGACAUACAUAGUAGUGAGAUGAUGAGAAGUUCAUUCUUUGACGAGACUGUUCUGGUUUAA